AUGACUGAUAAGCAUUCAACUGAUCAGAAUAAUAAUAAUAACAAUAAUAAUAACAAGAGAAAAGAUACUGAUAGUAGUGACGAAAAAAUUGAGAAUUAUAAAAAUGAAAUCACAGAAUCCAUACAUGACGCUCAAGACAAAAUUCAAGAUUCAGCAAGCAGCACUUCUUCCACUGGCAUAAAAAGACAAAAAAAUCGAUUUUGCUCGUCAUCAAUGAAUCAAUUAGGUGGUGAAUUUAUCAAUGGUCGCCCAUUACCAACUGAUACACGUGAACGCAUAGUUGAAUUAGCUGAAAGUGGUGUACGCCCAUGUGAAAUAAGUCGCCAACUUCAAGUAUCACACGGUUGUGUCAGUAAAAUAUUAAAAAGAUAUCGUCUAUUUGGUACAACACAUCCUGGUCUGAUCGGUGGUUCAAAACCUAAAGUAGCCACACCAGACGUGGUUCGGCGUAUUCGUGAAUAUAAAGGAAAUAAUCCUCAAAUAUUUGCUUGGCAAAUUCGUGAAAGUCUUCAAAAAGAAGGCAUUUGCCCAUCGGAUAAACUGCCAAGUGUAUCAUCCAUAAAUCGCAUUGUACGUAGUAAUCGACGUAUUGUUUUCAAUAAUGAUGGAACUAUUACGGAAUUCGAUUCUGAUUUCGAUUCUCGUGAUGGUAGUGAUAAUGAAAACGAAAUUUUAAUUAAAUCCGAAUUAAGCCAAAUUUCAUCGUCGUCAUCAUCAUCUCGUUCAUCGAAUAUUCGUCAUCGGGGUGAUUGUCGUUGUGAUGUUUGUAUAAAAAAAUAUAAAUUUGCCCCAUCAUUAUGCAAUACAAAUAAAAAAUCAGCCAACGCUGAUCAUGAAGAAACAAGUGAUUCGAACAGUAUGUCGUUGACAACAGCCUCUGAUGAUGAUCAAAUAAAACAAUCACCGCCGCCACCUCCCGCUAUACAUUGUCGUUUGACACCUACCAAUGCUGAGGAUGAUACCAAACCACUGGAUUUAUCAAAGAAACAAAGUGAACAACCAUUAAAUUUAUGUUCGAAAAGAAAACGAUCUACACCCGUUAGUCUGUCAAAACGAAAUAAUAAUAAUAAUAAUAAUAAUAAUAACAACAAUAUCACAGUUAGUCCUUCAUCGGUACAAACCAAUCCGGGAUCAUCAACGUUCCUACCAUUUUAUGCAAUGACACCAUUUUUUGAUUCGAAUAUAUCAGCAAAUCAACAAGAAAUAUUUCAACAAAUGCAAACAUAUUAUUUACAAUUACAACAAAAAUUAACCAAGAAUAAAUGA
Messenger RNA from Rotaria socialis, 1266 nucleotides. NCBI's taxonomy places the organism in Eukaryota, Metazoa, Rotifera, Eurotatoria, Philodinida, Philodinidae. The record is from the annotation of a GenBank genome assembly.